Molecule: messenger RNA, 3296 nt
Organism: Amblyraja radiata (thorny skate)
Lineage: Eukaryota; Metazoa; Chordata; Chondrichthyes; Rajiformes; Rajidae
Gene: pde8a
Product: phosphodiesterase 8A
Exons: 22
Coding region: 349-2790 (813 amino acids)
Biological process (GO): signal transduction
Molecular function (GO): 3',5'-cyclic-nucleotide phosphodiesterase activity
Source: RefSeq, a predicted model, not a curated record
CCCACCACAACUCCAGCUGCUUCCCCGCGCGGCCGCCGGCCAAUUGGGUGGCGAGUUCCAUUGACGUCAGGCGAGGUGAGGCGAGGCGGCAGCUCUGGACGCUCGGUGGCAGGUCUGGGGCCGGAUUCCGGACUCGAGUGAUCGUCGACAACUCGCCCCCAUGGUCCACACAGGGCCGUGAACCUGUCAUAGUCGGCAGACCCGGAACCUCGGGUUCCUCGAUGGAGGACUGAGGCGUUCGGUCCGUCGCUUGCGCCGGAGAGCGGUCGGUGCGAGGCGAGCGAGCGGGCGGUGCGGGCCGGGCCCGGGGGGGCGGCCUGGCGUCGGUCGCCCGCCCGCCCGCCCGCCAUGGGCUGCACCCCAAGUAUCCACGUCUCCCAGAGCGGAGUGGUCUAUGGCCGAGACGCGGACGGCUCGAGCUCGUCUCAUCGAGACGGCGGCCCGCUCAGCCUCCCCAACCCCAGUUCCUGGCCGUCGGCUGGUAAGGAGGAACGGGUCACCCGAUCCGAGAUCCAGGGAGGAGUGACGGAGGUUCAGUUUGGAGCAAUGAAGAUCCGACAGGAAGCCGUCCAGGUGCUUUUAGUGUUUCCCAAGGAAGAUAGCCAGAGUGCUGGAUUCAGUCGGGCAUGUGAUCAAGCAGGGUACAAGUGCAAUGUGGCAAAGACACCAGAGGCGGCACUCAAAACUUUCUUGGACCAGAAUCAUGAAAUCAUCGUCAUAGAUAAAAGGCAUUCCACACAUUUUGAUGCACAAGCUCUCUGCAGAUCUAUCAGAGCAACAAAGUCAUCAGAAGGAACCGUCAUUGUUGCUGUUGCAAAAUAUCUUCAAAGGGGUGAAGAGAUCUCAGUGAUGCCAUUGAUUGCAGCAGGAUUCACACGGUGGUAUGCUGAAAAUUCCAGUCCCAUUGCUUGUUAUAAUGAACUCAUCCAGUUGGAGUUUGGAGAAGUCCGUGCACAAUUUAAACUGAGGGCAUCUAGUGCAAUCUUCACAGCUUUGGACCAAUGCCUAGAGUCAAUAGAAAUUACAAGCAACGAUAAUAUUAUUCAGUACGUGAACCGCACAUUUGAAGGACAGAUGGGUUACCAGAGAGAGGAAUUGAUAGGAAAGGAGCUAACACAAGUGCCCACUAGCGAUAAAAAUAAAGCUGAUAUCCCAAUUAAGAUCGACAGCUAUUGUGCAGAAGGAAAGCAAUGGCAAGGAAUGUACUAUGGGAAAAAGAAAAAUGGAGAAUUAAUUUGCCAAAAUAUGAAAAUAACGCCUGUCAUAGGACAGGGAGGGAAAAUUAGACACUAUGUGUUUAUUAAGAUCCCAUGUGGAAAUAAGACUGGGGAAUCUGGAUCUUCUGAUCGAUUUCAGCUUGAGCUUCCACCAGACUUGCUUACUUCCAAGUACAAAGGCAGAAAGAAAAGUUAUGAUGUUAGAUCCAGCACAUCACGAGGGAGUGAUGGUAGCUUCCAUGGUAGGAGUUCCUCUAUUGCUAGGAUACAUUCCAUGUCCAUUGAAGCACCAAUUACCAAGGUAAUGAAUAUAAUAAAUGUGGCGCAAGAGAACAGCUCUGACGCAGUAGCUGCAUCUUUAGAUCGUGUGCUGGAUAUUCUCCAAACUCCAGAAUUAUACUCUCCACGGCUUGGACGCAAUGAAGAUGAUCCACACACCAGUGAUCUGGUCGAUGGCCUGAUGUCAGGUAGCUUGCGGACACUAGGUGGAAGUAUGAAUGCCUUCAAAAAUGCAAGCAACACUCAGUUGCAAAUUUCUACCUUGACCAUUGAUACCCCUGCAACGAUAAGUGAAUUGCUGGAAAAUGAGGAGAAUUGGGAUUUUAAUAUAUUUGAAUUGGAGGCUGCGACACAAAAAAGGCCUCUCGUCUAUCUUGGGCUGAAAAUAUGCUCACGUUUUAGAGUCUGUGAAUAUUUGCACUGUUCUGACACGACUUUUCGCACUUGGAUAAACAUUAUUGAAUCAAAUUACAUCUCGUCAAAUACGUAUCACAACUCAACGCAUGCUGCAGAUGUGUUGCAUGCAACAGCUUAUUUCCUUAGUAGGGAAAGAGUUAAGCAAAGAUUGGACCAUACUGCUGAAGUAGCAUCUAUUAUUGCUGCCAUUGUCCAUGAUAUUGAUCAUCCUGCCCGGACAAAUGCUUUCCUGAUCAACGCAGGCACUGAUCUGGCUGUCCUUUACAAUGACAUGGCUGUACUGGAGAGUCACCACGCAGCACUGACGUUCCAACUGACAAUUCGGAAUGACAAAUGUAAUAUCUUCAAGAACAUGGAGAGGAACGAGUACAGAAUCCUCCGAAAAUAUAUCAUUGACAUGGUCCUUGCCACGGAGAUGACAAAACACUUUGAACAUGUCAACAAAUUUAUGAACUGCAUCGUUAAGCCUUUGUCUGGAUUUGAUGAUAGUGCCAUUACGCUUGGCCCCAGCAGUAUUAAUAUAUCCAGAUCUUCCAUCAACUCUCUUGAGAACCGAACUCUGAUCAUGCGUAUGUUAAUUAAAUGUGCUGAUGUCUCCAAUCCCUGCAGACCACUGGAGCUGUAUAUUGAGUGGGCACAUCGUAUUUCAGUGGAGUACGCUGAUCAGACUGACGACGAGAAAGAAAAAGGCCUCCCUGUGGUAAUGCCUCUGUUUGACAGAAAGAACUGCGACAUCCCCAAGAGUCAGAUGUCUUUCAUUGAUUAUUUUAUAACAGAUAUGCUCAGUACCUGGGAUGAUUUUGCUGACCUGCCUAACCUGAUAAAACACCUAGAGAAGAACUUUGAUUACUGGAAGAAACUGAGUGAAAAUAAAUGACUAUUUUCCAUCCUCCUGUCAGCAGUGACUAGGCCAUGAGUUGUCAUUCUGCUCUGACUUGUCCAGAAUGAUCCUCCUAGAGAGACUGGGAUAGCAGGGAUGCACACUCCUACUCGGCUGUGAUUCUUACUGUGGAUUAGCACUCAUCCUGCGCCAGUGUCAAGUUGUCAAGCAAGAAUGAAGAAAUCAAACCAACUGCUGCAGAAAUAUGCUGCACAAUUUUCAAAGCUCAGUCUGACUGUCUCACCUCCUUCCUGUGCUAGCUACCUCUGGUCUUGUCACAACCCAUUGGGUCAAAGGUUGUCUGAUCACCUGCACUAAACAAGACUGUGCCACUGAGGAAUGCAAAAUGUCGUCGGAGACCUAGAUGUGUAGGGACCCGUAUCCUGCUUGUUUUUCGGAUCGUAGGAAGAAGCACUCCCUCAUUUCUGAGCACUACUGAUAACAGUUUAUAGUUUGUAAAAAGUAUAUAUAUAUGAACCUCGGGAUAAAUGUUUCAAAGGAAA